This is a messenger RNA of Melanotaenia boesemani (Boeseman's rainbowfish), 5052 nucleotides long. It is a transcript of the gene cracd, whose product is annotated as capping protein inhibiting regulator of actin dynamics. NCBI's taxonomy places the organism in Eukaryota, Metazoa, Chordata, Actinopteri, Atheriniformes, Melanotaeniidae. The record is from RefSeq and is a predicted model, not a curated record. Bases 472 to 3840 code for a protein of 1122 amino acids. Gene Ontology annotation, biological process: maintenance of gastrointestinal epithelium; negative regulation of barbed-end actin filament capping. The transcript is spliced from 9 exons.
CGCCGCUCGCUUUCCCCACGCAGCCACACCCUCCUCCCUUCUCCAUCUCGCACGCGUGCAGCUGUGCGGGGGGGCUGUCGGCUGGUGCGUGCGUCUCCGCUGUCGUGCACCCGCAGCAUCAGCAACACAAAAGGGUUCGGAGCUGUCGUAGCAGGGUUUACCUCAGCACUGAUCCGACGAGAGGAACCGCGUCUUCAAACAAAAACCGCAGAGAGAAGACGACAGGGCAAAUUCCAGCCCUUCAGAAGACUGUUUGGGAAGAAAAAGAAAAGGGAGGCAAAAGGGUGCUUUGAUGGAACAGAACUAAAAAGCAGUUUUUCCACUGGGGAAGUGUGCAAUGGAGUUGUAUCUGACAAUGAGGAGUCUAAUCAAAAUCUGAGGGAGUUGAAUCCCAUUGGAUCUCGAGCUCUCUCCCACGACAGCAUCUUUAUCCCUGAGGAGCCUGUGAAGAAGUGUGGACUGGAUCACAGCAUGUCCCAGGAAAACGUUUCAGACAAAGUUAGGAAUCUGCAGAGGCAGAUAGCACAAGGUAUUAAGUUUGGCCAGCGGCCUCCUUCACUUCGGAAAAGUGAAGGAGAUGAGGGCAGUUCAGAUGAAGAACAGGUUCCCCCGAGCCCUCUUAAGGUUUUGGCCCAGGUUGAAGCUGAGCCCCCAACAACAGAGCCAAAGCAGGUCCAAGGAGCUCAAGCAUCUGGACAGCCCAGCACUCCGGUGAAGUCCCCGAGGUCCAAACGAGUUCUUCCACCAACUGGUACAAUCGAGUCCAUCAACCUAGACGCCGUUCCUCAGUCUGUUCCUCGCUUAGACAACACCGCCGCCAAGCAUAAGCUGUCGGUUAAACCUAAAAACCAGAGGAUUUCCCGCAAACACAGACGGUUCACACAGGACUUCCAGGAGGUAUCCAUUCCUGGAGUGGUGCAAGAGGACCUGGAGGCCGCAGGCAUCUCCUUAGAGGAACAGCGCAGAGCGUCUGUUGAUGAGUCAAGAGAAGGCUUAAAGAAACAAAAACUCCAUGAGGCAGAAAGACAGGAAGCAAGGAGGAGGAGGGAGCUGGAGGAGCAGAGGCUCAGAGAGGAGGAGGAGGAGAGGAUGAAGAGAGCUGAGGAGCUGAGGCUGCGUGAACUGGAGGAGGAGAGGUGUCGUAGAAAACAGCAGGAAGAGGAGGAGAAGAGGAUGAGAGAAAAGGCAGAAAGGAGGAGGAGGGAGGAAGAGGAAGAAAGGAGGAGACAGGAGGAGGCAGAGAGAAGGAGGAGGCAGGAGGAGGAAAGAAGGAUCAGAGAGGAGGAAGAAAAGAGGCGAGAGGAGGCUGAGAGAAGAAAAAGGGAGGAGGAGGAAAGGAAGAUCAGAGAAGAGGAAGAAAGGAGGAGGAGAGAGGAGGAGGAACGGAUGAAGAAGCUGGAAGCAGAAAGGAGGAUGCGAGAAGAAGAGGAGCAUCGUCAGCGGGAGGAAGAAGAGAGGAGGCGACUGGAAGAGCUGAGGAAGAAAGAGGAAGAAGAAAAGAGGAAGAGAGAGGAGGAGGCGAGGAGGCAGCAAGAGCUCGAGGCAGAGAAGAAGAGGAAGCAGAAAGAAGAAGAUGAAAGGAAGAAAAGAGAAGCUGAGAAACAGAGGAUGCAGGAGAUGGAGGAAAAGAAUAAACUGGAAGCAGAGGAGAGGAUGAGGAAAGAAGAAGAGCAGAGGAGGAUGUCAUUAGAGGAAGCUAAUGGGAGCUCUGAGGCACAAGAGAAGAAGAGGAGAGCUGAGGAGCUUCGCUGGAAGGAGAUGGAGGAGAGACAGAGGCCGUUCUCUUUCAAAGUCUCUUCUGGAGAGAAACAGAUUCUCUUCCAGAAAGUCAACCUGACGCCUGUUACGCCAACCUCCAGCCACCAGAGUGCCGCUGUUGCUGAUCAAAAAGAAGGAGCAAUGGCUUCCUCCCCCGAUGGAUCUGACUCCCCCAACCUGCCAACAUCUCCAUAUGUCCCCCAUACAGCCAUCCUGGUGACAGGCGCCCAGCUAUGUGGGACAGCUGUCAAUUUAGACCAGAUCAAAGACACAGCUUGCAAAUCCCUGCUGGGUUUGGGAGAGGAUAGAAAGGCCCAAGGCACACCACCAGUAAAGAGCAAGACCUCUCCAGACCGCAAAUCAGGAAAAACCAAGUCCCUCAAUGAGUCUGCGCUCUCUACGGACAAGUCCAGCGCAGCGGUGCUGGCUGAAUGGGCGAGUAUAAGAUCAAAGAUAUUCAAGGGGGUGGAAGAUGGAAAGUAUGAUGAGUACCCAGAUUCCGUUAACAGGCAUCAGACUCAGCCUAGUAGUGAAGAACAGGCUCCAUUUGCUCAUACGAACCUCAGAAAGACCAUGUCUGCCAGUGCAAAGUUCUCCAUCACCCCUGCAAAGAAGAAGUUUGGAGAUUCAAACAGGAACUCUGAGGUAUUUGUUCCAGAUGAUAAAGAAGUAGGAGGAGAAGCUGCUCAAUCUGACAGCCACACUGCAGCCUCUCCAGCUCCAACUAGUAAACCUCAGAACAAAGCAAGUAAAACGGUCCGCAUCACUGAAAGAGGAUCAGAUGAGUGUAUGUUUGCCAAAGACCUCCCUUCAUUCCUGGUUCCAAGCCCUGGGGAGAGACCUGACGGGUCAGAGUUAAAGAGCCGACUGCAGUGUGAAAAAGAGACAUCUGAAAGCAAAGAGGAGGGAGAGGAGCAGGGACAGGACAGUGAAGAUAACCCCUCUCCAUUUGGCAUAAAGCUGAGGAGAACUAACUACUCUCUGCGUUUUCACAGCGAACAGUCCACAGAGAAAAGGAAGAAACGCUACAGCGCUGGGGACAGCUUUGAUGGCGUCCCUUCACCUCUAACUCCCAUCGAGCCUGACUCUGAUGCCUCCUCUGUCUUCUCUGAUAAAGUAAGUCCUACAUCGCCUCAGAGAGAGGGAGCAGUUAGCAAGUACUUACAUGCCUCUGCCUCCCCCUCCAUACCCCGAAGCAAGCAGGGCAAAUCUACCAGCCCAACUCCGCACCAAGAAGGGGACAAAGUGCUUUCCAAACCACCCCUCUACAAAAGACCAACAACUUCACCCAAGCCGUCUGGUGGAGUCCCAACACCUCCUUCAUCUCCGCUGCCUAAGGUAGUACACAGGUCUCCCUGUGAUGACAUGAUCCAGAGGAUGGGGGGCGCAGACUCACCAAGCCAGGAGCAGGCCGGGAGGAAUGAGGAACAGUCAGUGGUUGCCCAGUUGCACCGGAGCAGCCAAGGCCAGGUUCAAGGGGAAGAGGAGCCAAGAGAGAAGCGAUCAUUCUUUCCCUCCAUUAACAUCCCCUGGAGAGAGAAGACAGACCGAAAGACCGAGCUCAUCAAGAGAGAAAAGCCAUCCUUACAGAGCAGGCACUCACUGGACAGUGCGAAGGUCCAGGAGAAGGAGGCUGGACCCUUAUGGAUCACACUGGCUCUGCAGAAGCAAAAAGGCUUCAGGGAGCAGCAGCAAAACCGUGAGGAGCGUCGAAGCCAAAGAGAGACCAAACUGGCAGAAAAGCAAGCCAGAGAGCGAGACAGCGCUUCACUGGUGAGCCCCACAGAGAGCAAAGGGAGCACCAGUCCUUCUUCUAAACCUCAGACGCCAGAGGAGCCCAAGAGGCCCGACAGCCUCCUGGGACGAUUCGAUCGUCGAGAACACCUGAAAAAGGCCAACACUUUACCGAGCUCUGUCACUGUUGAAAUCGCAGACUCUACACCGUCGCCACCUUCCGUCAAAGACGUGUCAAAGCGCUUCCCCUCCAGCGACUCUCCACAGGUGUCCACGGAGCCAGCCUGGCUGGCUCUGGCCAAACGAAAGGCUAAAGCCUGGAGCGACUGUCCUCAGAUCAUCAAAUAACACCCCUAACCCAGUUUCAUGGCCUGCAUUGAGACUGCUACACUGCCCAAGGACCCUGAAGCACCUGGAGAGACACUCAUCAUCCCUCCACUCUGUCAAAAUGAAAACUCUUCCUGAGUGUGAAACAAGUAAACCACCACACGACCCUCCAUACGCUGGCUGCAGCUACCAACAUGUUAAAGUGCGCUUCACAUAGAAAUAUCCCAACACUGCAGCACAGAUAUAUGUAAACAACUGUCGCGAGCAUGCAUAUAUUGUAUACACAUGCAAAGUGUAUGUCCCCUAACGGCAAAGUCCUCAGCAGCCAAUCACAACCAUGGCAGACCAUUGCAGUAGCCAACCUCCACUCCUCCUUUUCUUCUCUUUGUACUGGAGCCAAAUGUGUCACCAUGGUUGUAAAUGAAUAAAAUUUGCUCAACCCAAUAUAACACUUGGACGAACAACAGUGUUGAAUCAACAGAGGGAAUCUGUCCGAAUCGUGUUUUAAGGGCUAUCAGUCAAAACAAGAACUCAGCGUGACCGUGAUUCUGGACAGCUGAUAGAAGUGUUACAGGCAUCUUCUUUGCCCUUAUUGGUAUUAUGUAUGGAAAACAGUUUUGUCUGCACAGAAACUAUAUUGUAUCUUUUUUUCUGAGCCUUGUUUGCCAUGUAAAAAGACACCUUUUUCUUUUUUUUUUUUUAAAUCAUUCUGGAAACUUUGGUGUAACAAUUCUCACUGUGUCCGUGAUGACUGUGACAGCUGUCCGAGAGGCUACUGUAUGUAAGAAUUGGUCAUAAUAACAAACCUUGGGUGCCCCUAAGCACAGCACUGAAGAAAAAGAAAAAAACAAAUAAGAGAAAAAAAGAUAAAACCAGGCCUCAUCCUCCUGGAUCCUUUGCUUCGCUUGUGGAAACAGAUACAACACCUGCUUCCUGUAACCCUACGAUUCUUGUAGUCAUCCUCCUGUAACACAUACGUGUCUGUAGGCUUACGCCAUCAGUUCUUCUUAAAUGUGAUACAAUCUUACAAGACUUGAGCAUUUCCUAUAUGAAAACGGCCUUCGUUCUCGUCUCCCGCCACUCACUCACACACUCAUCGACCUCCAAGUACUGUACAUAGGUCAGAGUUGCCGGGCCUUCGCUCACAAAGGACGCUACGGCUGAGUCACUUUGUCAUUUUGUUUCUAACUUUGGUCGUGCACAAUAGUGUAGUGUACGCAGUGUUACAUGUAA